Melampsora larici-populina 98AG31 is the source of this 1334-nucleotide messenger RNA. RefSeq lists its product as uncharacterized. The transcript is spliced from 6 exons. NCBI's taxonomy places the organism in Eukaryota, Fungi, Basidiomycota, Pucciniomycetes, Pucciniales, Melampsoraceae. The record is from RefSeq and is a predicted model, not a curated record. Bases 1 to 1044 code for a protein of 347 amino acids.
AUGCAUAUCUCCUUCGCUUACCUUGGCUUUGUGCUUGCUGCCUCCGCUGCUGCCAGUCCGCGUCAUUUGGCGCGAACCGAGACAGUUGCUCGGUUGAGCGUUCGUAGUGAAGAACAGGCCGGCGGCGACGAUCAUGUCAAGAUGAAGUGCUUUGGUGGCUGUGGUGGAGGUCUUCCUGUUCCAGGGCCCACUUCAUGCUGGAAUGCUCCCGUCGUCUUCCACGGCGGCGGUGGUUUACCACCCAUGAACACCUUCUUUUCCACCGUUCAAAGCUACACUGUCAUCACAUCCAACACCGUCAACAUCUGGAACGGUGGCCUAGACCCUCAAUCCAUCUUACUUCAGUUCCAAAUCAUGGUCACCAGUCUUUCAACUCUGUUCUCCACUUUACAAGGCGGUUGUUCCUUCCAAGGAAACCCUCAAGUCUUCAUCUCCACUUUUUCCCCGCUGAUCAUUCAAAUCCAAAGCAUGCUCACGAUCAUCAACACUCAAUGUGUUGGUAUUAUCGGUUCCUUCCAAUCCUCGUUUGCCGUUCUAUCUGUCUUAAUCCAAUCGAUCGUCGGUGUUGCAAUCACCUUCCAUGUCGAGGUUCAACAAUUCUUCUCCGCCUGCAACUUCAACCCUCAGCUCUGGUCACCUCUCGGUUUCCCAGUCGAUAGCUGGAUCCACGGAGUUCCAGGUGUAUUCCCCGGAGUUCCAGGUGGAUUUGGUCCAGGUGGUUUCCCAGGUGUUCCAGGUGGUUUCCCAGGUGGUGUGCCAGGUGGUUUCCCAGGUGGUGUGCCAGUUCCAGUACCUGGAGGUGUGCCAGUUCCAGUACCUGGAGGUGUACCAGUUCCAGUACCUGGAGGUCCCAAUGGCUGUUUCCGAUCACUUGGUCUCCUCAGCACCUUACUCCACGUCCUCAUCGUCAUCCUUGAACCUCUUUUCAUAGGCCUUGGUGCGCUCUUGAAAGGUGUUGGUCUCCUCGUCACAAACCUCGGUGUAGCCGUGGGCGGUCUUCUUGAUGGUGGCCUUCUUGGUGGUGGUCUCCUUGGUUCGAUCUAGAGUCUGAAUAUUUUGUCCAGAUCGUAGUCUGUUUCCCGUUCCUUGGUUUGAAUCAUCUUUCUGGUAUUCCUACCUCUCGUGGCCUACUUCUUGUUCACUUUUUCCUUCUUGUCGGUAUACAACUUAAGGCUAAGCCGCCCUUUUAGCUUGUUCAUUGCGGACCUUUCAUGCAGUAGCUUAAAUGGCAAAACGGCAAUUUAUGUUUUUGUUCAUCUUGUUUUUAUCAUAAUAAUGAGAAUGCAAAUGAGAAGAUUGGGAGAGGCAUAAAAAGCCGCAUUCAUACAUUUUUA